UGAAGAACUGUGAGGUGACGUAAAGCACAGAGAUGCGCGAUAACAGUGGUGCUGACACGCAGAAGCCGGAGGUGAAGUGUGUCGCGUUUUUGUUUAUUUUGUAUUUUCUUUAAAGUUUAAGGUUGUCGUUAUUUUGGUUUUAGAAGUUAUUUUAGUCCCUGGAUGCUUUCUCUCUGAUUUGUCUUGGUUGGGCCUUCAUUGCUUCGUGUACCUCGUCUCAAGCGUCGCUGUUUUGAGUCGACAGUGUUUGACAGUCGCUCUCACGGUGAGCCAAGUAGCGUUUGGUUAGCCCUCGAGCUAGUUAGCCCUCUAGUUCGCUAUUUAUUGCUAGCUACCAUUAUUAGUAACGGGUAUACCAUUCGGAGGGUGGUUGACAAGAGGUAGCUAACGUUAACGAGCAAGCCGCAUAUCUGCAUUUCGUCAAUGGGCUCAUGAUAACCCAUGCUCGUGUCAUCGAUUGUGUUGUAGCUAACGUUAGCUAGUUGAAUGAGCAGCUGUGAGCUGACACCUGGUUGACAGCUACAGACAGAAGAAAAGGCUAACUUGCUUACUGCGUAUUGUUGUCAGUGUGAGCUGUCCAUUUAAACAUUCGGGAACUCGGCACUGCACCAGCAGCUGCUACCCACGCUCACGUUAGCCUGUCUGUGUACAAGCAGUAGGCAGGGUUAGCUGCCUUUCGACUCGAAACAACUCGUCAAAGAAGAAGCUUUCAUCUAGAGAAGACUCACUCUUAACGCGGUCCUGGCUGGAGGAGCUCUCAUCAACAUGCUGCUGCACUGAGACACACGCGCGGAUAUACUGACGGACGGACGGAUAGACCCACUCACCUGGUGUCUCUCGUCUCGGCUGUUUUCUCCCCCCCCCCCCUCUAUAUGGAACGUGCUAUGGAAUACCCUCGCCCAGCGGAGCGGCACAGUCCUCCUCUGUAGAGCCCUCUCCUGGGAACACACUCCAUAAGGAAUCAGCGCAGAACAGCUGACCUCCUAGUCAGUCUCUGAGUCCCUCCUACCCCCCUCUUGAGAGGAUGUCCGUGAGCCUGGCUGGGGAGGACAUCCAGGCGGAGGGGGAUAUUGGAAGUAGUGGAGCGUUCGAUGAUGACUUGAUGAUGAAGCUCUCCCCAUCCCCUGAACCUUGCCAGGGACAGGAGGGUGCUGGGGGCACCGGGGAGGGCAUGGAGGCGGAGGAGAGCGCCACACAGGACUCACAGAGGCGUACUCAGAACCACAGCCAUGGCAGGAAAAGGGCCAGGUCCAAUGCCAAGCUGAAGCUGGUGAGGAGCCUGGCGGUGUGUGAGGAGUCAUCAGGUCCGUUCUGUCCUGACGGACCUCCAGACAUUAUCCAGCUCCACAUCAGCUGUCCCUCAGACAAGGAGGAGGAGAAGUCUUCUAAGGAUGACUAUGAGAACGAGGAUGAGAAGGAGAAGAAGGACAGGACUCCACGCAAGAUGUUGUCACGAGACUCCAGCCAGGAGUACACAGACUCCACCGGCAUCGACGUGCACGACUUCCUGGUCAACACACUGAAAAACAACCCCAGGGAUCGAAUGAUGCUGCUGAAACUAGAACAAGAUAUCCUGGAGUUCAUUAAUGAUGACAAUAACCAGUACAAGAAGUUCCCCCAGAUGACAUCGUACCACCGCAUGCUGCUGCACCGUGUAGCGGCCUACUUUGGCAUGGACCACAACGUAGACCAGACUGGCAAGGCCGUCAUCAUUAACAAGACUGGCAACACACGCAUCCCAGAGCAGAGGUUCUCAGAGCACAUCAAGGAUGAGAGGAACACGGAUUUCCAGAAGAAGUUUAUCCUCAAGAGAGACGACGCCAGUAUGGACAAGGACGAUAAUCAGAUCCGCGUGCCGCUGUCGGACGGGCGGCGCAGCAAAUCGAUAGAGGAGAGGGAGGAGGAGUAUCAGAGAGUACGAGACCGGAUCUUUUCCCGAGAAUCCUCUCAAAAUGGAUACAUCAACGACAACAGACUUUCCCCUGAAGGCUACUCCUCUACCUCUCAAAAGAGGAGGCAGAUCUUUCGGGGUAACCUUGAGAGCUCCAGCCGUGCGUCCAGCAGUCGUCAGAGCAGCACUGACAGUGAUAUGAAGUGCCUGGAACCAAGACCCUGGAGCAGCACAGACUCCGAUAGUUCAAACAGGACUCUGCGGCCCCCGGUCACCAAGGCAUCCAGCUUCUCUGGCAUCUCCAUUCUGACCAGAGGAGAUAGUCUGGGCAGCAACAAGAGCUCUCAGGGCAGCUGUAGGGGAUCACGCACUGGACUCCCACUGGUGAGUCCAGACAUGUGUCCCCAGCCCCCAGUCCCCCAGCCUGGCCCCUGCCCCGGGGGUCGCAGUCUGCUGCCCUGCCCCUCCCAGGUCCAGCCCCAGCCCCCCCAGACCGCCCUACUGCCCACCCCACAGCAACACCCCAUGGGCAACUAUAACCAUAACCACAUGACUCAGCUGGUGGGGUCUCUGCAGCCCUCUCAACCUGUGUCCUACUCUUCCUCCUGUCCCCAGGUCCUCCUGCCUGUCUCUUCCCCCCAGCAGUACAUGGGUGAGGAGCUGGCUUCCCACUUCAGCCAGAUGACUCUGAGUCGACAGAGUUCCAGCGAGGCCCCGGAGCCCCCCGCCAUAUACCAGACCCAGGGGCCCACUGUCCUCACCCAACACCCCCCACCCCAGGCGGGCUAUAUCAUGGCCACCACGGCCCAGCCCCUGGCCCCUCAGUCUGGCUACCAGCCUAACACCAGACACCUCCAUCAUCCUCCUCCUCCUCCUCCUCCACCCCCUCCCUCCCAGACCAUCAUGCAGCCCCCACCACCGCCGCAGGGGUACAUGCAGCCGUCUCCCCCUCAACAGAUAUCUUACCCCAGCCCUGGGCAGCAGUACCCCAGCCCUGGUCAGCAGUACCCCAGCACAGGGCAACAGUACCCCAGCCCUGGGCAACAGUACCCCAGCCCUGGGCAGCAGUACCCCAGCCCUGGGCAGCAGUACCCCAGCCCUGGGCAGCAGUACCCCAGCACAGGGCAACAGUACCCCAGCACAGGGCAACAGUACCCCAGCACAGGGCAACAGUACCCCAGCACAGGGCAACAGUACCCCAGCACAGGGCAACAGUACCCCAGCCCUGGGCAGCAGUACCCCAGCACCGGGCAACAGUACCGGCCUGGACCCAUGUCUCACCAGGUGUCCUACCCUGCCCAGCCCAUGCCCCAGCCCAUGGCUCAGCCCACACAGCAGUCUGCAGCUCUCCAGACCAUGAUGCCCAGCCAGCAGCCCCAGUACCAGGGAAUGAUAGGAGUACCCCAGCAGCCCCAGAACCAGGCUCUCCUCACCUCCCAGGGGCAGGGCAUGCAUGGACAGGUGACGGCCAUGAUGGUCCAGUACCCACAGAUGCCCUCAUAUCAGCAGGUCCCUGUGGCCAGUGACUCUCAACAGGUGAUCCAGCACCAGCAGUACCAGCAGCAGGUCAUGGUGCCAGUCAGCCAGUCUCUACAGACUGUCCAGGGGCCCAUGCCCGUAUACUACAGCGUCAUCACCCCCACACAACAGAACAGCACAAGUCCAUCAGUAGGGUACCUGCAGCCCAGCUCAGAGCAGUACCAGAUGAGGCCAUCUACUUCUCCCUGCAACCCUCCACAGAUGCAGCAGCAAUAUUCAGGGGUGGCUCCCCCACAGCCUGGGGUGAUGGUCAUGCAGCUUAGUGUCCCCAACGGACCCCAGCCUACCCACAACCCUCCUCUGGUACAGUGGAACCCCUGCAAAUACUACAGCCUAGAGCAGAGACCCAGUAAGCCCGGAGACCUCUACAAAUCUGACAACACACAGCAGACGAGUACACAGAUGCAGAGCAGUCCCCUGUCCUCCCCUACCCAGUCUCCUACCCCUUCCCCCUCAGGCAGCGUGAGCAGUGUCUGUCCAGGCCUCGGCCCUCUGCCCCUACUGUCACAGUUCCCCCGGCCCGGACCAGGGCCCGUACAAGGUGACGGGUGCUACUCUCUGUUGGGCCAGCCUCUCCAGUACAGCCUCUGUCCCUCUCCUCUCAUCCACAGCCAGACCAAUUACAGCUCACAUCAGAGCCAAGUAGGAAUGAAGCAUGGGGCGAGAGGGAAGAGACAGACACUGAAGUCUCAAUCUACAGACCUGGGGACCACUGACGUUGUGGUGAGUCGGGUGCUGGAGGUGACAGAUCUCCCAGAGGGCAUCAGUCGCCCUGAGGCCGAGAAGCUCUUCAACCAGCUGUCCAUGAGCGGUGCGAAGAUCCAGUGGCUCAAGGACCCGGUGGUGGGGGGCCGUGGAGGCUACUGUGGCCCAGGAGGGCAUCACGGUCCUGGGGUUGGGAUGGGGCCUGGAGGGGGGAAGGGCGACGGCCGCGGCAGCGACCCGGCUCACCUCUACACGGUGGUGGCUGUGUUCCCUUCCACCAUGGCUGCACAGAGUGCUUCCUUCAAACUCAACAACAGUGGGGCGAGCCUCUUCAAACUGAGGGCCGCCAAAAAGAACUAUGACCUAAGAGUGCUGGAGAGGGCCAGCUCCCAGUGAAAAGAAAGUAGAGAAGGGACUUUUGAAAAGUAGGAGUGGUAAGGAGUUGGACUGAGGGGACUGAACAGUUUGGACGGACAGGAAAGUGGGACAAGACGUCACACGUUAAGGGGAACAGAUGAACACAGAACACAAACUGAGAAGAUGGUGUUUGCAAAAUAUGAAAAUAUAUUUUCAUUUUCAAUUGUUUUGUUUUAUAUUAUUGAUACCUAAAGAGCACAUUAGAUACGUGAGCAUGUGGAUCACUGUUGCUGUGUAUUUGUGCUAACACCCACGUCCAUGCACAGACAGGCAACAGGGUCACGUGGCGCUCCUGAACACACUGGACAGUCAACUUCAGUCCAUCCUUCCCUUCGCUCUCCUCCAGACUUCCUCCUCUUGCUCUCUAACUCUCCAGCUCUCUAAAUCUCUCACUCUCUAGCUCUCUAACUGUCUAGCUCUCUCUAACUCUCUCUCUCUAACUCUCUCUCUCUAACUCUCUAACUCUCUCUAACUCUCUCUAACUCUCUCUCUAACUCUCUAACUCUCUAGCUCUCUAGCUCUCUAGCUCUCUAGCUCUCUAACUCUCUAACUCUCUAACUCUCUAGCUCUCUAGCUCUCUAACUCUCUAACUCUCUAACUCUCUAACUCUCUAACUCUCUAGCUCUCUAGCUCUCUAGCUCUCUAGCUCUCUAACUCUCUAGCUCUCUAACUCUCUAGCUCUCUAGCUCUCUAACUCUCUAAAUCUCUAACUCUCUCUCUCUAACUCUCUAGCUCUCUAACUCUCUAGCUCUCUAACUCUCUAGCUCUCUAACUCUCUCUCUCUCUCAGGCGGACUUAUUUAAACGUUAAUAUGCACAGUUGCUCUCUUUCUUUUAUCUUUCUCUCCUACCCCAACUCUCUCUAUUUAGCCAAUUGUCUCAUACUCUGUCAUGCUCUCGUUCUCUCUGCACAUUCUCCAACUGCUCUCUCCUGCUUUCUGUUGGCCUUUAUACUGCUGUUGUGGGUUUCUGUAUAUCGCUGUUUUUCUCAGAAGAGUAUUGUUCUUUUUUGGUUCUAUAUAUAUAUUUAUAUAAGUGACGUAUGGAAUUAAAUUAAUUAUAUAUUCA
Messenger RNA from Salvelinus fontinalis (brook trout), 5619 nucleotides. RefSeq names its product R3H domain-containing protein 2-like. Gene Ontology annotation, molecular function: nucleic acid binding. Lineage: Eukaryota; Metazoa; Chordata; Actinopteri; Salmoniformes; Salmonidae. The coding region runs from base 1025 to 4531 and encodes 1168 amino acids. The record is from RefSeq and is a predicted model, not a curated record. The transcript has 25 exons.